Molecule: messenger RNA, 2500 nt
Organism: Asterias rubens (European starfish)
Lineage: Eukaryota; Metazoa; Echinodermata; Asteroidea; Forcipulatida; Asteriidae
Product: probable dolichyl pyrophosphate Glc1Man9GlcNAc2 alpha-1,3-glucosyltransferase
Exons: 13
Coding region: 6-1595 (529 amino acids)
Biological process (GO): protein N-linked glycosylation
Cellular component (GO): endoplasmic reticulum membrane
Molecular function (GO): dolichyl pyrophosphate Glc1Man9GlcNAc2 alpha-1,3-glucosyltransferase activity
Source: RefSeq, a predicted model, not a curated record
UCAAGAUGGCGGCGCCCAUGGAACAUUUUGUGCCGCUAGUUGUCUUCGUUUCAACACUGAAAGUUCUCCUUAUUCCAGCAUAUCGAUCUACUGAUUUUGAAGUUCACAGAAAUUGGUUGGCUAUCACACACUCAUUACCCAUCUCUAAGUGGUAUUUUGAGGACACAUCCGAAUGGACUCUAGACUAUCCACCUUUUUUUGCUUGGUUCGAGUUUGGUCUGUCCCAAGUCGCCAAGUUCUUUGAUCCAGGAAUGCUGGAUGUUGCCAACCUUAACUAUGCAAGUCCAGCUACUGUUAUCUUUCAACGACUGUCUGUCAUCAUCACAGAUUUGGUUUUCAUCUAUGCAGCUAAAGAGUACUGUCUGUCUCUCUCAAAAAGGACUGGUCGGAGGGAAUAUGCUCAGUUGCUUGAAAAGCCUCAUUUUCUUUUGGCUGUUCUGUUAGUGUGCAACUUCGGUCUGAUUCUACUGGAUCAUAUUCACUUUCAGUACAACGGCUUCCUGUUUGGACUAAUGCUGCUGUCCAUCACAAGAAUAACGGAGGGCCGUAACCUUGAGGGUGCAUUCUGGUUUGCUGUUCUGCUAAACUUCAAGCACAUUUAUUUGUACGUUGCGCCAGCUUACUUCAUCUACCUUCUGAGGUCUUACUGCUUCACAAGAAGUAAUCCAGAUGGAGGGGUACAGUGGACUAGUUUAUCUCCAUUGAGACUCGUUGGACUAGGAGGAAUUGUUAUAUCUGUGUUUGCUGCUUCGUUUGGACCCUUCAUUGCAAUGGGCCAGUUACCGCAAGUCCUGACGAGACUUUUCCCCUUCAAGCGAGGCCUGUGCCAUUCCUAUUGGGCCCCGAACUUCUGGGCCUUGUACAAUAUGUUGGAUAAAAUGGCCUCUAUGACUGGUGAAAGAUUUAACUUAUUGUCUGAUGAGAGUCUAGAGAAGAGUCAGGCAUCUAUGACUGGUGGACUGGUGCAAGAGUUUCAUCAUAUCUUUCUACCCUCAGUCCCUGCUAUUGCUACCUUAGUACUAACAGCUCUUACAGCAUUACCGUCUUUGCUACAUCUUUGGAGGUAUCCAAGUGGACCAAAGGGAUUUCUGAGAUGCCUGGUUCUAUGUGCCUACAGCUCUUUCAUGUUUGGAUAUCACGUACAUGAAAAAGCCAUCUUGCUUGUUAUCAUACCACUUAGCCUCUUGGCCAUGGAGAGUUUGAAGGAUGCCCAAGUGUUCUUGAUAGGGUCAACAGUUGGCCACUACUCCCUGUUCCCUCUGCUCUUUACACAGAAUGAAACACCAAUAAAAGUGUGUCUUAUGUUAGCCUUCACAAUUUUUACUUUCAUCAGUACAACAAAUAUUCACAGAUACUCUGCCAAGUCUGCCUUCUUGUUGCCACGCCUACCGCAUCUCUCACCGGUAGAGUCCCUGUACCUCCUCGGCCUGGUACCUCUCUUCAUAUACAAGAAUCUCAUCCACGGUAUGGUACCCGCGCUUCAGCGCUAUGAAUUCUUGCCACUGAUGCUAACGUCGGCAUAUUGUGCCCUCGGUGUCAGCUAUGCAUGGUUGAAGUUUAACAUUAUAACUUUGGGUAGGGGAGGUGGGAGAUAAGACCAUUCCAAGUAGAAACUUGAAUAUUGUCAGAAGAAAAUUGUCACAAUAAAUCUUGUAAAACUUAUAUCAAAACUGAUUUGAUGUCAUGGGAUUUAAUAAAAUCAUCUUUUAUUUUUAAGUUUUGUAAUUUGUCAAGCAGCACUAUGACGGCAUAACAAAGAAGGAAAUUUUAUUCUUGGCAAUAAUGCAUAAUUCUUAUGUCACCAGACUUUUAAAUAAGUCUUACAAUGAUGUGUAAGUUUGACCUAUUGAACACCGGUCAGUGCAAACAACACAACAUGGCCAAACAAAAAGUAUUUGUGGUCAUUAAGAACAUGGUGCCGACCCAUCCUAUAACACAAGAUAUGCACUAGUUGAAACAAUCACAAUUUUGUAAGUGUGGACAUCUAGGAGUUCAUGCCUGUUCAUGGACAGCGCGGUUUACGCGUGUGGAAUAAUAAGAGCUCCCUCAAGUUAAAUUGUAGAACUCCAUGGCCGUGAAUAAAGUAGUCACAAUGUAAUAAACUUUACUCAGUCAUUCAAUUACAGAGAUUUGUGGAUCAAACAAUAUUUGAACUCUUUUAUUGCUGAUGUGUAAAUAGAUCAAGUAUUAAUUUCUUUGGUAUACACAAUUUGUUAAGUAAUUAAAAAAAAAUAAACUUUUUCCUUGAAAACUUUAAGACAGAACUGUUUUUUGUUCACAUUAUAAAGCACAGAUAUCAUAGAUUUUCUAAUAUUAAAAAAAAAAAAAAAAUUAUGUAAAAUCUGAUAUUAAAAUCUUCAGCCCUUCACUGAUAUUUUUAGGUCGUAUAAUAGGUCGUAUAAUAUACUUUUUUAAGAAUGUGCGUUUCAACCCUGCAUAGAGAUUUUAAAUAUUUUAUAUACAAGAACAUAUAAGCAUAUAAUUCCCCCUACCCCCCCCC